Melopsittacus undulatus (budgerigar) is the source of this 6644-nucleotide messenger RNA. It is a transcript of the gene COL18A1, whose product is annotated as collagen type XVIII alpha 1 chain. The transcript has 42 exons. Gene Ontology annotation, molecular function: protein binding; extracellular matrix structural constituent conferring tensile strength. Gene Ontology annotation, biological process: extracellular matrix organization; angiogenesis; endothelial cell morphogenesis. Lineage: Eukaryota; Metazoa; Chordata; Aves; Psittaciformes; Psittaculidae. The coding region runs from base 16 to 5589 and encodes 1857 amino acids. The record is from RefSeq and is a predicted model, not a curated record.
CGUUUUCCCUUCCUAAUGGCCCCACUUUCCUUGGGGGUUCUGCUCCUCCUGGCUUGCUGCUUCUCCUCUUCCCAAACGAACCUCCUGGACUGGAUCUGGAGCACAGCAGCACCCGGUGAGGGAAUGGCAGCAUCGGAGCCACUCACCUCCACAGCUGCUCCCAUUCCCAAUGCAUCCUUGAGGAUAUGGGGUGAACAGCUGGAGCGGGAUGUCACCACCCCACAGCACCGGGAGCCGGAGCCAGGCACAGCAGCACUCAUUGGUGAGGGGACUGCAGCUGAAAACACUGGGAAUACCACAAGGCUUGUGGAGAGCACCACACGGGCACGGAUGAGCAUUGCUCCUCCCCACAGCACGUCACCUACACCCGAGCAGGAUGCGGCCACCAGCUCCAUUGAGGACCUGGGGAUGGGGAGCACCAAGGACCUACAGCUCCUGCGGAUGGGGAGCACUGAGGACCCACAUCGCUUUGGGAUGGGGAGCACCAAGGACCCGCAGCUCCUGCAGAUGGGGAGCACUGAGGGUCCGCAUCUGUUUGGGAUGGGGAGCACUGAGGACCCGCAUCUCUUGGGGAUGGGGAGCACUGAGGACCCGCAUCUCUUUGGGAUGGGGAGCACCAAAGACCCACAGCUCCUGCGGAUGGGGAGCACUGAGGAUCCUCAUCCCUUUGGGAUGGGGAGCACUGAGGAUCCGCAUCUCUUGGGGAUGGGGAGCACCAAGGACCCGCAUCUCUUUGGGAUGGGGAGCACUGAGGACCCGAAUCUCUUGGGGAUGGGGAGCACUGAAGACCCACAGCUGUUUGGGAAGGGGAGCACCGAGGACCCACAUCUUUUGGGUAUGGGGAGCACUGAGGACCUGCAGCUCCUGGGGACAGGGACCCCUGCAGUGCCAGGGCCAUGGGUGUCCUUGCAGAGCCCAGCAGGUCCCCAUCCAGGUAGUGCCCCUUUUCCUUCCUCCCCAGGUGACAGCAGCCAUGCACAAGCAGUGCUGCCUGGGGACCCUAUGGCACAUCCAGCUCAACCACACCAUGGAGCAUCACCUGCAUCCCUGAACCCAUGGCACAGCACUCACCGCCCGGGGCUGGCGCUGGCUGGUGUGAAUGGGAGCUGGAGCUCUGCUGUGCCUAAUGGGAGGGCAGAUAACAGUGUGGAUCCUCCUCUUCUUGCUCAUCCCUUGGGUCCUCUUGACUUUGACCUCCUAACAGCCACUGCGCGACUCUACAGCAAUAGUGGCACGGGGCUCGCAUCCUUCUUCCCUGGAUUGAUGCCACCAUCCGGGCACUGCCAACCCAUCCCAUCCCAGCUCCCAUUCUGCAGUGUACUGGGCACCAGCCACUUCACAUUGCCAAACUACCUGCGCCACGGCACCGAGGUGGAAGUGUGGGCAGCUUUGCAUGAGUGGGAAGGGCUGCUUGACUCGCGGUGCCAUCACUACCUGGAGUGGUUCCUCUGCUUGCUCCUGCUCCCCGGGUGUAGUGCUUCGGUCCCCAUAACCCCCCCGCCAUGCCAGGGCUUCUGCGAGGCCAUCAGAGACCUGUGUUGGAUGCACUUGGCUGGUGGGCGCCUGCCUCUGCCUUGUGAUGCUCUGCCUGCGGAGGAUGGAGGGUAUUCUUGUGUCUUUAUUAAUGCUUCUGCAGAGAACCCGAGGGCCGACGUUAGCCUCCUGGAGCUGAUUGGAGACCCCCCCCCAGAUGAGAUCCUCAAGAUCAAUGGCCCUGACAACAACCCUGGCUAUGUAUUCGGCCCCAAUGCCAACACAGGCCAAGUGGCGCGGUACCACCUUCCAAGCCCUUUCUACCGGGACUUCUCCCUCCUGUUCCACAUCCAACCCACCACCCCAAGGGCUGGAGUGCUCUUUGCUGUCACGGACACCUCGCAGAGCAUCAUCUAUGUGGGUGUCAAGCUGUCGGAGCUGCGGGCGGGCAAGCAGCACAUCAUCUUCUACUACACAGAGCCGGGCUCCCCUCGUUCCUAUGCGGCAGCCAACUUCACUGUGCCCACAUUGCUCAACCAGUGGACGCGCUUUGCCAUCAGUGUGGAGGAGGAUGAAGUUAUCCUCUACCUGGACUGUGAGGAGCACGACAGGGUCCGGUUUGAGCGCUCUCCGGAUGAGAUGGAGCUGGAAGAAGGCUCCGGGCUCUUUGUGGCUCAAGCCGGAGGGGCUGACCCGGAUAAGUACCAGGGGGUCAUUGCUGAUCUGAAGCUACAUGGGGACCCACGGGCAGCUGAGCGUCAAUGCGAGGAGGAAGAGGAUGAUGCUGAAGAGGCCUCCGGUGACUUCGGCAGUGGGGCAGAAGGUGGACACCAACCCUUGGGGAAGGUUGGGGGUGUCCCAGGGCUGGUGGAUGCCAUCCCCGUCACCUCUCCCCCUGUUGUGGGGGGCAGUGGGGGCUCCCUGCAGCAAGCUGAGAGGACCAGAGCAGAGGAGACGCUCUCCAGGGGAGGCACUGGCUCCAGAGGGGACAAGGGGAAGAAGGGCGAACACGGCCUUAAAGGGGAUGUGGGAACCAGCAGCGUCAUGGGGCCUGGCAGUGUGAAGGGCGAAAAGGGGGAGAAAGGAGAGCUGGGUGUUAAGGGCAGUGCUGGCUUUGGCUACCCUGGCUCCAAGGGCCAGAAAGGGGAACCAGGGAACCCUGGACCCCCUGGGACCCUAUCCCAGCACGCUGACAGCUUGGUGGUGGAGCAGGUCACUGGUCCCCCAGGAGCACCAGGGAAGGAUGGAGCCCCCGGCAGGGAUGGAGAGCCUGGAGAUCCAGGCGAGGACGGCAAACCAGGUGAUAUGGGGCCGCAGGGGUUCCCCGGGACGCCGGGGGAGCCUGGUGUGAAGGGGGAGAAGGGUGAGCCAGGAGUGGGGCCGAGGGGACCCCCUGGACCACCCGGCCCCCCGGGACCACCAGGACCCUCCUUCAAGCAUGACAAGCUGACCUUCAUUGACAUGGAGGGCUCCGGCUUCGGAGGUGACCUGGAGAGCCUGCGGGGCCCCCGAGGGCCGCCCGGUCCCCCAGGGCCACCCGGCGUUCCCGGUUUGCCAGGGGAGCCAGGGAGGUUUGGGAUGAACCACACGGACCUGCCGGGACCUCCAGGAUUGCCAGGCAGGGAUGGGAUCCCCGGGCCCCCGGGACCUGCGGGGCCUCCUGGAAGAGAUGGGGCAGCCGGGCAGCCAGGGCCCAAAGGAGAGCGGGGCGACAUGGGUGACCUCGGCCUCCCCGGUGCACCAGGACCCAAGGGCAGCAAGGGAGAAACGGGACCAGCAGGAGCUGCAGGAGAACCAGGCUUAGCCGGUCUUCCCGGACCCAUGGGACCCCGUGGACCACCGGGACCCCCCGGUCCCCCAGGACCACCAGGGCCAGGCUACGAGGCUGGAUUUGCUGACAUGGAGGGCUCGGGGCUGCUGGUUGCCAGCGGCUCCCCUGGACCACGUGGACCCGAAGGACCACAGGGGGUGCCAGGCCUGCCAGGGGUGAAGGGGGAGGUUGGCAGCCCUGGGCAGCCUGGUUUGCCAGGACCAAAGGGAGAUGCUGGUGUUCCUGGUGUGGAUGGCCGCCCUGGCCUGGAGGGCUUCCCUGGACCACAGGGACCCAAAGGUGACAGAGGCAGCCCUGGCGAGAAGGGCGAGCGUGGCCAAGAUGGUGUGGGGCUGCCUGGUCCCCCUGGCCCCCCUGGUCCCCCUGGGCAGGUCAUUGGUGUCUCAAGUGAAGAUAAGUCUUUGAUGGCUUUUCCUGGUCCAGAGGGCAGACCGGGUCAUGCUGGCUUCCCGGGCCCAGUGGGACCGAAAGGAGACAGGGGUGCAUCUGGUCCCCAGGGCAUUCCAGGGUUGAAGGGGGAGAAGGGGGAGCCUGGUGUCAUCAUCAGCCCCGAUGGGACCGUGAUCACUGCAAAGGUGAAGGGAGAAAAGGGGGAGCCGGGGCUACGAGGACCAGUAGGACCCUCCGGUCCCCAAGGACGAGCAGGGAUGAAGGGAGAGAUCGGCUUCCCGGGCAGACCCGGACGUCCUGGAAUGAAUGGGCUGAAGGGCGAGAAGGGGGACCCUGCGGAUGUCAGUGGCAUGAUGGGCUUGAGGGGUCCCCCAGGCCCCCCAGGCCCCCCAGGGCCCCCCGGGCCCCCUGGCAGCAUAGUGUAUGACAGCAGCAAUGCCUUCAGUGACUCCAGGCAUCCCGUGCUGCCAGCCUUCCCUGGUUUCCACCAGUUCCCAGGACAAAAGGGAGAGAAGGGUGAUAUUGGACCCCCAGGACCCCCAGGCCACUUCCCCUAUGACCCAAGUCACUUUGGUGCCAACCUGCGGGGUGACAAGGGGGACGCAGGUCCCAAGGGUGAGAAGGGUGAGCCGGGCAGCACCCCCAUCUACAGCCCCAGCCUCUCCGGGCCGCCAGGACCCCCAGGGCCCCAGGGCUACCCUGGGCUGCCGGGUCCCAAAGGGGACAGCAUCGUUGGCCUGCCAGGGCCUCCUGGACCGCAGGGCCCCCCAGGAAUCGGCUAUGAGGGGCGGCAAGGCCCUCCUGGCCCUCCCGGCCCCCCUGGUCCACCCUCCUUCCCUGGACCCCAUAGACAAGCUAUCAGCAUCCCUGGACCCCCUGGACCACCGGGACCCCCUGGACCACCAGGCAGUAGCGGGAUGUCCUUGGGGCUCCGCAUCCUGCCAACGUACCAGGUGAUGCUGAGCACCGCACGGGACCUGCCCGAGGGCAGCCUCAUCUUCCUCAGUGACCGACAGGAGCUCUACGUGCGCCUGCGUGGUGGCAUCCGCCGCGUCCUGAUGGAGGAGCACACUGUGACACUCAUUUCGCCUCUGGACAACGAGGUGUACGACAAGCUGCCCAGCAUCCACUACAGUGGCCCUCAGCCCGCUCUGCAGCCCCCUGGUCCCCUGCAUCCCCUCCACAACCACAGUCCCCCUCCUACCGCCCGACCCUGGCGUGGGGACGAGGUGGUGGCCAACCAGCACCGCCUGCCCGAGCAGCCCCUGCUCCACCACCAGCACGAGCUCCUCAACAGCUACUACAUCCAUCGCCGCCCGGAUCCGGCCCCGGUGGCUGCCCACGUGCACCAGGACUUCCAGCCUGCUCUUCACCUGGUGGCCCUCAAUGCGCCGCUGAGCGGGGGCAUGCGUGGCAUCCGUGGAGCUGACUUCCAGUGCUUCCAGCAAGCCCGGCAGGUCGGGCUGGCCGGCACCUUCCGUGCCUUCCUGUCCUCCCGCCUGCAGGACCUCUACAGCAUCGUGCGCAGGGCUGACCGUGCCACUGUGCCCAUUGUCAACCUCCGGGAUGAAGUGCUCUUCACUAACUGGGAAGCCCUUUUCACGGGCAGCGGGGCUCCGCUGCGAGCCGGUUCCCGCAUCCUCUCCUUCGACGGCCGGGAUGUCCUGAGGGAUGCAGGAUGGCCCCAGAAGAGCGUCUGGCAUGGCUCAGAUGCCAAGGGCCGGCGCUUGCCCGAGAGCUACUGUGAGACAUGGAGGACAGAGGAGAACACAGCCACGGGGCAGGCUUCAUCCCUGGGCUCCGGGAAGCUGCUGGAGCAGGAGGCCAGCGGCUGCCAACACACCUUCAUCGUGCUCUGCAUCGAGAACAGCUUCAUGACCGCUGCCAAAAAGUGAUACCCUCCUGCCCCUGGGGACCCCGCAUCUCCCCAGGGAAGGUUAGGCCAGCCCGGCACCCCUGUGGUCCUCAGGCCCCACAUGCCCUUGCCCUGCAGGGUUUGCUUCUCCCACAGACCAAAGAGAUCAUCAUCAUCCUCAUCACCCUCGGCUGGCAGGGGUUUGCAGGUGGUCAGGUUGCCUUCCUCCUCCUCUGGCUCCACUUCUAACUCCUAAUAUUUAACCAUUUCAGCUUGUGUCCCACACCCUGCUCAGAUGCUCCUUCCAGGGGGAUGUGGUGUGUCCUCCUGGGAAGCCUACAGGGGUUCUCUGACCGUCCCCCCAGCCCCACACUGGAGCCCCACACCAGGAGCUUGGGGUUGGACCCAAGAAGAAGAAGAUGGGUUCUUCUUCACCCAUCCCUGAUGCUGAGGCCAUGGAGUCUUCUCCAGCCAAACCCCCAGCAUCCCACCCAAGCAAGGGACCGUCCCAUGGCAGUGCCAGGGCUCCUCAUAGAUGGUCUCCAUCCUACCAAGGCAAGGACCAUCCCACCCAGUCCCCCAGCAUCAUCAUCAUCCUCACCUCCACCUCCCAGCCAGCAGCUGCAGAGGGGGGACCAUCCCCUCCACGCACCCCACACCAGCACAGGGGGGACUGGGGCAAUGGGGUGGCCCCAGUGUGGGGCCAGGUGUGCCCUUGGCAUGUGUUUACAUGCACGUGUGGUGCUGAGGGCAGGCACCGCCAUCGCCCUCCCCUUGCCCAACACCAGCUUUGCUGCAUGCUAAGGGCCGAGGUGCAGCAAAGCUGCUUUGAAAGGGGGGUGGGCAAACCUAAGGUGCUAAAGGACAGAAAGACAACGAGAUCCAUUUGUAACUAGCUUUUGGUUUUUGUUAUUGUAUGGGACUUCUUACCAUAAAAGCUGUGUGAUGAAUCACACGGGCUCUAUUUCUUACAGUCUACUGUAUUUUGUGUCAUUAAUGCAAUUUAAAGCCUGUGGAUUGGUUUGGUUUUGUGUCAGUUGUGUCCUAUAAACCAUUUUCUAAAGGCACUGAAUAAAGAAACGUUAUCCUCUCGUA